AUGAAAAUAGCAUUGAUUCUGGUUGCAGCAACCUUAGUUUCUGCAUCAUCAAUUUCACCAUAUUCUAAAUUGAACUAUUCAAAAUAAAGAUCAAUAAGUGCUGUUCUAACUGAGGUAGAGGCUAAACUACAAAAUAAUUCUCCAUUGAAUUCAAUUCUCAAUGUUCUAAAAUAAUUCAAAGAUGCAGUUAAUGUUGAGUAAGUAAAUCAUGAUGAAAUCUACCUUCUGCAAGAUAAUGAAUGUUAUUCAGAAUUUGAUUUUAGAAGCAAAGAAGUAGAGGAUGCUUCUAAUGUUGUGAGAGAUUCAACAGCCUAACUGAAUGUGUGUAAGACCUCUAAAAUUAGAACCACUAAUUAAUAAGAAGUUAAUUAAUAAUAAUUAUUCACAUAUCAAGAACAUUUGACAUUAAUUCUUGCAACUGCUGAAAGCGAAUAAGGAUAUUUCAAAAAAAGAGGAAGAGACUAUGAAGACUCUCUUCAUGCUAUUGACGAAGCACUUGACAUCUUAUCAGGUAUUGCUAAUGGCAAAAGGAGCUUUGCUGAGUUAAGCAGUGUAAGUAAAUCAAUGCUAUAGACAUCAUUCAAUAUUUAGAAAACUUUCAAUUAUGCUCCAAUCUUUUAUGCUUUUUCAUAAUUAGCAUCACAAUAAGAUUUAGUUGACCCAAGUUAAAUUGAGAGAGUUGAAUAAUUGUUACUCUAGUUGAGAGAAAAUAUCAAUGACACCUACAAUGAAUUUACAGUUUCAAAUGCUGCUUCAGUUGCUGCUUUUAAUGAUUAGAAAGAUAGAAUCAAUAUUAUCUUAAAUAGAUUAGCAAAUUAAGAAGAAAGAUUGCAAGAUAAAUUAGAUCAUUUAAAUUAAUGCAUUGGAACUUAAUCAGCAAUUGUUUAAGCAGCAUCAACAAAGUUAGAGAGAAAUCAAUAACUAUGGGAUCAAGCAGUUGCAUUAUGCAAUACUUUCGAAAUAGAAUACUACAGUGCCACAAGAGCUAGGAGAUCUGAACUUAGAUUGAUUACUGAAUUAGAGGACCAUGUUAACGAAAGGUUUGGAGUAAUCAAAUAAAAAAAACCACAUAAAUUAGUGAGAUAUGCAAAGCUGAAAUAUUGA
Paramecium octaurelia is the source of this 1104-nucleotide messenger RNA. NCBI's taxonomy places the organism in Eukaryota, Ciliophora, Oligohymenophorea, Peniculida, Parameciidae. The record is from the annotation of a GenBank genome assembly.